AUGUCGGACGGAGAAGAGCCAACCACCGCCCCCGAGGAGGGAGAGGUCCCCGCCGAGGUCGAAGUCGCCGCCGAUGACAGCGCCGGCAAAUCCGGCGGCAUGUCCGUCCUCGAUGCCCUGAAAGGUGUCCUCAAGAUCGCCCUCAUCCACGACGGCCUCGCCCGCGGUCUCCGGGAAGCCAGCAAAGCGCUCGAUCGUCGCCAAGCUCAUAUGUGCGUGCUGAACGAGGCGUGCGAGGAGGAGGCAUACAAGAAGUUGGUGGUUGCGCUGUGCGGUGAGCACAAGAUCCCGUUGAUCAAGGUGCCGGAUGGGAAGCAACUGGGCGAGUGGGCUGGGUUGUGCCAAAUUGACCGCGAAGGCAACGCCCGAAAAGUCGUCAACUGCUCCUGCGUCGUCGUCAAGGACUGGGGUGAGGAGUCGCAGGAGCGCUCCGUCCUGCUCAACUACUUCCAGACCGAGCAGUAA
This is a messenger RNA of Recurvomyces mirabilis, 465 nucleotides long. RefSeq names its product 40S ribosomal protein S12 (gene RPS12). Gene Ontology annotation, biological process: translation. The transcript has 3 exons. Bases 1 to 465 code for a protein of 154 amino acids. The record is from RefSeq and is a predicted model, not a curated record. Gene Ontology annotation, molecular function: structural constituent of ribosome. Lineage: Eukaryota; Fungi; Ascomycota; Dothideomycetes; Mycosphaerellales; Teratosphaeriaceae. Gene Ontology annotation, cellular component: ribosome; cytosolic small ribosomal subunit.